Messenger RNA from Boleophthalmus pectinirostris (great blue-spotted mudskipper), 8044 nucleotides. RefSeq names its product alpha-1,3-mannosyl-glycoprotein 4-beta-N-acetylglucosaminyltransferase C-like. The record is from RefSeq and is a predicted model, not a curated record. The transcript has 10 exons. Gene Ontology annotation, molecular function: 2-oxoglutarate-dependent dioxygenase activity; methyltransferase activity; acetylglucosaminyltransferase activity. The coding region runs from base 1 to 2076 and encodes 691 amino acids. Gene Ontology annotation, biological process: protein N-linked glycosylation. Lineage: Eukaryota; Metazoa; Chordata; Actinopteri; Gobiiformes; Gobiidae.
AUGGCCAGUAUCUCAGCUCACUGGACGCUGUUGGGGUCUGACUCCUGCUGCGUCCAACGGAAGAGUUUUGUGAGAUCAGUGUCGCUGAGUGACAGUGGCACGCCUCCACUUCUGUCAUCGUGUGCGUUCCGUUCCGGCACUCACACGGGGCCGGUGUCCGCUCAGGGCACUUCGUUCUCGGUCAAUGCGCAGCCAGAGUCCGCUCAGAGCACCAGCCACUUGACUUUAGAAUCUCAUCGAAGACUCCACAUUUCUGCCUCUAAACCGGCUCAAGAUCCCGCAGAAAACGGGCGCGCACACGGAGAGGAGAGGACAGGAGCGCGCAGUGUCGCCGCUUUAAACGCUUUGACUGACCACAGCGGAGAGUCGAACUCUCACCUGCCCAAGCGCAAAGUUUUCUACUCCUCCUUUGUUGGCAUUGUAGUCAAGGAUGAUGAUGAUGAUGGAGCUCCGAAGAGCUCACCUCUGCAGCCAUAUGGAAGGGACAUUGAGAGAGUGGACUCAUAUAAGUACCUGGGUGUUCAUGUGAACAAUAAACUGGACUGGACUCACAACACAGAUGCACUGUACAGGAAGGGCCAGAGCAGGCUCUAUCUCCUGAGGAGACUCAGGUCUUUUGGAGUGGGGGGGCCACUCCUGAAGACCUUUUAUGACUCUGUGGUGGCAUCAGCCAUCCUGCCAUGUGGCGUCACAGGGAAGUUGGACAUGGCUCGUCUGUGGAAGAAGAAGGCUUUGGCGUUCUUGGCUCUGCUCAUCGCCGGCUGGAUGUUUGCAGCUUCACGUCUGGGCUCGUCCUUCAGCGAGCAGAACUCGUUUUCACCUCUGCAGCUGUUCAGUCACCUGCCCCAGGGCGAGUGGAGCGCCUCCCUGCCUCUCAAUGUCUCCUACCAACUGCUCUUAGGCUCUAAACCCACACAACAGAAGUUCCUGGCUGUCGGUAUUUCGUCCGUGCAGAGGAAGAAGGACCUGUACCUUGUGGCCACGCUGGAGUCGGUUUUCUCUCAGUCUUCGGAGACGGAGCGGGCGCAGAUGGUGGUCGUGGUUCUGAUCGCAGAUUUUGACAAUCGAUGGAGACAAUUCGUGAUGGAGGAAAUCCAAAAGAAAUUCCCCUCGGAGCUGGAACACGGACAACUACUGCUCAUCCACGUGCCCAAGGAAUUCUACCCCCCACUCACAGGUCUGAAAAGAAACUACAACGACGCUGCCGACCGCGUGACGUUCCGAUCCAAACAGAACGUGGAUUACUCGUACCUGGUCCACUACAGCUCCACACUCGGACAAUACUACCUCCAACUGGAAGACGACGUGUACUGCGCCAAGAAUUUCCUCUCCAAAAUCCAAAAGCACAUCAUGGACCAGAACAACAAGAAAACCACCUGGGCCACUCUGGAAUUCUCCUCCCUCGGAUACAUCGGAAAGCUCUACAAAUCCGCCGAUCUGCCCGUCUUGGCGAGAUUUCUGUUCCUGUUCUACCAAGAAAUGCCUUGCGAUUGGCUGCUGACGCGAUUCCGUGACUUGCUGUCCCAAACGCAGCCGAUCGUUUUACGGCCUUCGCUUUUCCAACACAUGGGAACUAUCUCUUCAUUCCGAGGAACAUACAAUCACCUCAAAGAUCUACAUUUUGAUGACGGAUAUUCGACUCUAGAGGCCAGUGUUUUUACCAAUAUGACGGUUUAUCAAAAACACUUGGCACAUUUUGCGUGGAUACGUGGAGAUGAUUUCUUCUGGGCGCGAUCUCCAGCUAAUGGGGAUUAUUUAACGGUGGUGCUAAAAAAUCCUGUUUUGUUGACUAAGAUUUUGAUAGAAACUGGGGACGGAGGUAAGGACAUUCUGAAAUCUGCUGUCGUGGAGAUUGGGAAAGACGUUAUAAGCACGAAUAAAGACAAGAGGAGCUGUGAAGUGUUCGUGUUGGUUGGUAAAAUGGAAAACGGGCAAUUUGAGAAGCAAGAUUUGGAUAAAAUACAUAACUUCAGCGUCUCCUGUUUGCGAAUCCGAGUUACUGCAGGACAAUCGGACUGGAUGAUCGUCAAAAGGAUCAGGGUCGGAACAAAACCAGACAACACCACAGCAUUAUAGCAAACUUGUUUACUUUAGUCUUUUGUCUUUAGAAACAUUGAGUGUAUAGGCGAGUUUCAUUGUUGACAAAAGCGUGCGUUGCAUGCUGGGAAUUAUUUUGGUCGGCGGCAAGAAACACUAAUUCAACAUGACGGACGGAGCGAGAAAACACGUAAAGGGUAUUGAUCCUGGUUAUUUAUCCACUCUAAUGGCAGAGGAUCCAAGACCAUUUGACCAGAAAUUGGUCAUAAGCAUCGACGGACGACAAAUCACCCUUUUCAACCCGGACAAAAGGUGGACCAAACCAAAUUUCUGGACAAAAUCUCCAACUACCUGGACAAAUAUUCACUUGGGCGAUAUCCACAAUGAUUUGGUGGAAACUCCUGGGCCAUUCACAGCAGAAAAGAUGAAAACCUCCAAGAGUCUCGAUGUGUUGUUGAACUUGUUGGAGUCCACGGUUUGUUAGGAUCUUCUACGUUUGCUCUGUGAAUGUUUGAAAGUCGUUUAAUUCACCGUUAGUGGUUCUUUUCACUCAGAAUACGAAAAAGACAUUUUCCUUCUUCCGUGCUUUGUGCUUUUUGUGCAUCCGAUAAUGCAGCAGGAAUUUACCAUUAUCGGGGAUAAAUACGUGAGGUUACGCACUGUGUUUGACCGCUACAGUGUUUCUUGCCUCCGACCAAAAUAUUUCCCAGCAUGCAAUGCGGGCUUUUAAUAACAUUGACAUCAGCUGAAACUCGCCUAUAGGGUGCUCUGGAUUAUAAGGUCAUUAAAUGGUCUAUUUUCAAUCUUUUUUCACAAAUAAACCACGUGGGACUUUAAAGGAAACCCAACAGUGUGAUGGGUGAGUGGUUUUGUUUGUUUGUGGCGUUCACAGUGACUCUAGGCUUUGUUCAGUUGUGGCGUGUAGGGAGGGUGCUGUCUGGGACCACUGGAUUGUCAGCGUGUUUGCAGUGACUCAGUUGUUCAGUCGUGUCUAGAAGUGGCACAUUGCGCUCGCUUUUUCGGUUUGUUCCUCCGUUCCGUUCCUCGUCGGCGUGGAGUGAUGAGCGUGGCUGCGGGUGUUUUUGGCUGCGCGGUCAGUGUCUGCUCCAUCUGUGUUUGAGGCUUUGUACUUUACUGAAGUCGUGCUGGGACACCUGAGUGGAUUGAUGUAUAGGGCACUUUGGAUUGUGGGGCACGCAGUUGUAAGAGCGCCACCUAUAGUGCAGAAAAUACGGUACUUGACUCCUGUUUCCCGGUGUUAUCCUGGUUAUGAAAGUGUAUAUGAUGCACUCAGAGAAACAGAAUACUCAUGUCCCUGUAUGCAUGUGCCAUCAGAGUAUCCUGGAUGUUUAAAGUGACAACUAUGGCAACUAAAAGUCCACUGAGGUUCACUUUAUGUUAUUAAGUUCUUUUUUCAGACCAAGACUUGAUGAAUGAUGAAUGACACACGGAUUCUGUGGGACUGUUGCAUUUUUCCACUGUUAAUUUGGUCUCUUCCUGAAGCUGUGACAGUAGCCCUUAGUCUUUAUAUCUUCUUUAUUUGUUGUUAGAAGUGCAAGUUGGCAAAGUUGUUAACAUGUUUAGUUGUAGUUGUUGUUAUUAGGUUCUUUUUUCAGACCAACAGUUUGUUUUUAUCCAAUCCAGUCCAAUCCACUUUAUUUCUGUAGCACAUUUCACAAAUAAUAAAAAUAAGAACAAAAUCAUAGAAUGGAAAUAAAUCAAUCAAUCAAUAAAUAAAAUUAAUAAAACCAAUAAAAACACAUAAAAAUAAAUAAAAUACACAGAGGAUCACACAACUCACACAGUGUUAAAAGCCAGAGAAUAAAAGUGUGUCUUAAGACGAGACUUAAAACUCUCCACUGUGGGGCUGUUGGGACGUGGGGGAGCAGAGUGUUCUAGAGUUUGGGGCCGACUACAGAGAAGGUCCUGUCCUCCCUGAUUUUAAGUCUCGUCUUAGGCACCAAGAGCUGGAGUUGGCCCUCAGACCUCAGAGUGCGCUGGGGGGUAUAAAUUUGGAUGAGGUCUGAGUCGUACUGUGGGGCCAGAACAUUUAAAGCUUGAAAAACAAACAAUAAAAUCUUAAAAUCAAUUCUAAAAAGAACAGGAAGCCAGUGCAAAGACACAAGGACUGGGGUGAUGUGCUCUCUUUUUGUUCCUGUUAAAAGUCGCGCUGCAGAGUUUUAGACAAACUGUAGUCAGUAAAGUGAGUUUUGUGAAAUGCUGGAGUAAAGUGCGUUACAGUCGUCCAGGUGAUUAAAUAAAAGCGUGCAUAACUUGUUCAAAAAGUUUAAAAGAUAAAAAAGGUUUAACUUUAGAUUAAAGCCGCAAAUGACAAAAAAAUUAUUUUAAAACAUUGUUGAUCUGUUUGUCAAAAUCAUUGUCUAAGGUGAUGCCGAGGUUGGUGACAGUGGGACGAACAUAAUUUUUCAGCUGCUGGCCCCAAACAGUAUCACCUUAGUCUUAUCUUCAUUCAGUUUUAAAAAGUUUUGGGCCAACCAAGCCUUGACGUCAGAUAGACAGUCGAGCAGGGGUGUCAGGGCUUUCAUAUGUGACAGUUUGUUCUGCUCCCUGUAUUCUUCAUCAGAGUCUCGUGAUGUUGUUGUGACGUGUCGCUCAGAUGAUUUAAACAGGUUUUAGUGCUGUCUAACUACCACUGGACAGACUAAGGGCUACUGUCACAGCUUCAGGAAAAGACUAAUUAAAAGUGGAAAAAUACAACAGAGUCCGUGUGUCAUUCGUUUGUUUGUUUUUCAAUAUAAAAGCAAAAAAUAAGAAAACAAAAAGACAACAGUUUUCUUCAUUAUUUGUCUUUUCAUUAUUUGGUUUUUCAGUUUUUGGUUUUGUGUUUAAAUGAAUAAUGGAAAAAAUGGAUAACGGACAUUUUCUGUUUCCAUGACUUAAACUACGAUGCCGGAAUAAACCGGGACUAAAACAGGACUGAACCGGGACUAAAACAGGACUAAACCAGGACUAAACCAGGACUAAACCAGGACUGAACCAGGACUGAAUCAGGACUGAAUCAGGACUGAAUCAGGACUGAACCAGGACUGAACCAGGACUGAACCAGGACUGAAUCAGGACUGAACCAGGACUGAACCAGGACUGAAUCAGGACUGAACCAGGACUUAACCAGGACUGAAUCAGGAGUGUCAGGACGGGCCCAGAGGUGCUCCCGCAUAGACUGUCUGUUAAUCAGGACUGAGACUGGGACAAGGACUGAGACUGGUUUAGUCCUGGUUUAGUCCUGCUUUAGUCCUGCUUUAGUCCUGUUUCAAUCCAUAUGUGGCGCAAAAGUCCGGCAUCACAGUUUAAGUCACGAAAACGGGGAAACGGCCGUUAUGUUUUCUCCAUUCUUCAUUUAAACUCAAAAUUGAAAAAUGAAAAAAUGAAUGUUUUUUCAUUUUGGUUUUGGAGACAAAUAAUGAAGAAAACACUUGUUUUUUUCAUUUUCUUAUUUUUGGUUUUAUAUUUAAAAAUGAAAGAACGAAAGACACACAGAUUUCACACUUUCAGUUUAGUUGAAGAGCAGCAGACAGACAGUUGGUCUGGAGGUAAAAGGAGCUUGUAUUAGACAGUGAACUGCUUUAUUUUGUUUUAUUAAUGUUCUGGUGUGAGGAAAGAUGCCAAAGUUCUCUCUGGUUUUUUUGUUUUGUUUUGUUUUGUUUGGGCUACUGUGAGCCAUAACCCGCGCCAAAAAGCAACACAAAACCAGCACAAAACCAUCAGCGGCCUCAUUUCAACCAAACAAAACCAGGACACUGCGAUCGAGAAAUCAGGAUCAUGUGUUUACAUGGGCACAUAUAAAACCAAGAGAGUGAAAACCACGCUCAGGAUCAGGAUACGGGCUCAUGUGAACACACUCUGGGCCUGGAGUGGAGCUGGGAUCACAUGGAGGGAGGAGCUUUGUUAACUCUUUGUUAGAGAUUCACAAUGAAUGUUUUGGUGGAUGGUUUGUCUUCUGCUUGUCUCCAUGGAGAUGCCGUCGCUUUGCUUAGAUUGUUCCACAGUAUGACAUUAAACUGUGGGCACUUUAAUCUGAGCUUUGUUUUAACACAAUCUGCAGAACAUUAUGCCAUAGAAAUAUAGACAGAGCAUCCCCAACCUUGUGUUUUUAUUGUUAAUAAAAAAUACCCUGAAAAUAUUGUCUCAGGAUGAAUAUGUUUAAAGGGACAGUUCAGAAUUUUGGACAUAGGGCCUCAUUUCCUCAUGAGCCAGAGUACUGUAGAUAUGUGGAGACACUUGCAGAGGUCACUGGUGUUAGACUAGUGCAUGUCAAUGGUCAUAGUUCUCCUGACACUAAAAACAGUCUUACCCACUCCACAAAACACCCCAAACAAAUCUAUUAUUACACCAGACUGUCCAUGUCAAUGUGUGUGCUGAAGUAAUACUAACCUUGCAUCACAUGAAUCGUCGCAUGUUGAGGGACUAUUUUCUCAGCAGCAGUGGAGUCUUCCUCUGCUCUAGUUCGUUGUGGUGAUGUGAACCUGGCCAUGACUGGAACAUUCUUCUUCCUGUGUGGCCAUACCGUCCUGUCAAAGCCUGAUCCUGUCAGAUCUCAGAAGCUCAGCAGGGCAGGGCCUGGUUUGUACUUGGAUGGAGACACUGGGAAAAUCAGGAGCCACAGGGGGCACCAGUCAAAAAAACUGUUGUUGUGUCCUUAGGCAAGACACUUCACCCACAUUGUCUAGUAUGAAAGUGGUGUGUGUGUGUGUGUGUGAGAGUGAUGGUGGUGGUCGGAGGGACCGAUAGCACCGAUUGGCAUAGCUGCUGGGCUUCUGUCAGUCUGCCCCAGGGCAGCUGUGGCUACAAUAGUAGCUUACCAUCACCGGGUGUGGAGAAAAGGAAUAAUGAAUCUAUAAAAAAAAGCUUUGUAAAGCGUCUUUGUGACAUAUGUCUGUGAAAAGUGCUAUAUAAAUAAAGACUUUCUUAUUUACUUACUUACUCUAUGUGUCGCCACGGCAACUGCAAGUAAACAAACUAUUACAGAGCCAGUUGGUGCAGGUGAUAUCAGUCCACCUCUGCCGAGCUUUCACUGCUGCUCACACAGAAAUCCUUCAAAUGCAAAGUUAGUUUUAUUUCUAAAAUGAUUCUAUGGACACAGACAUUGACAUGGACAGUCUGGUGUAAUAAUAAAUUUGUUUGGGGUGUUUUGUGGAGUGGGUAAGACUGUUUUUAGUGACUGGAGAACUAUGACCAUUGACAUGCACUAGUCUAACACCAGCGACCUCUGCAAAUACAACGACUGGAUGGAAGAUUUUAAAAAAUGUCUCCAUACGUCUCCAACACUCUGGAUCACGAGGACAUGAGGCCCUAUGUCCAAAAUUACAAAAUGUCCCUUUAAUGCCAGUCUGUGGAUUAUAAUAUGAGGCAGUAACAUCUCCAUGGAGACAAGGUCCAGUAAUGACAGAAAUAUUCAACACUUCAGAAAAUUGUUAGAAAACUGCAUGACAGCAUGACACUGCCCAAUCCUACGAGUAUGACAGACUCAGAAACUCAAACUGGAGAAGGAAGUGUGUACGUCACAGUGGGAGGUGAAAACAGGAAUUACUCCAAAUGCAACUUCAGAAGGUCAACAAGAAGAAACGACUAUAAGAUGGAAAGAAAUCCAUGUAUCAUUUGUUCAUUUGCUUUUCAAUAUAAAACCAAAAGUUAGAAAAAAAACAAAAAAAAAAAACAAUGAUUUGUCUUCAUUAUUUGUCUCCAAAAACCAUGCUUGGUGUGGUCCCGGUCCUGGUUCAGUCCUGGUUUAGUUCUGGUUCAGUCCUGGUUUAGUUCUGGUUCAGUCCUGGUUUAGUCCUGGUUUAGUCCUGGUUCAGUCCUGGUUUAGUCCUGGUUCAGUCCUGGUUUAGUCCUGGUUUAGUCCUGGUUCAGUCCUGGUUUAGUCCUGGUUUAGUCCUGGUUCAGUCCUGGUUCAGUCCUGGUUCAGUCCUGGUUUAGUCCUGGUUCAGUCCUGGUUUAGUCCUGGUUUAGUCCUGGUUUAGUCCUGGUUUAGUCCUGGUUUAGUCCU